Messenger RNA from Homarus americanus (American lobster), 568 nucleotides. Its product is annotated as formin-like protein 12. The transcript has a single exon. The record is from RefSeq and is a predicted model, not a curated record. The annotation marks the transcript as partial. NCBI's taxonomy places the organism in Eukaryota, Metazoa, Arthropoda, Malacostraca, Decapoda, Nephropidae.
CACAUGCAGGGACGUGGGAGUGCCCCAGGGUACGCCAACGCCCCUGGGAGGGCCUCUGGAGGUGCCACCGCCCAUUGGAGGGGGCGCACCACCACCCCUGGCAAGACCCCUGGGGGCGCUGCUGCCCCUGGGAGGGCACUUGGGGGCGCUGUUGCCCUUGGGCGGGUCCACAGCCCCAGUGAACGCCACCGCCCCUGAAAGUGCCCUUGGCGAAUCGCCACCACUCCUGGGGGCGCCACCACCUUUCGGAGGGCUCCUGUGGCCGCCGCUGCCCAUGGGAGGGCUCCUGGGAGCGCCUCUGCCCAUGGGAGGGCUCUUGGGGGCGCCACCACCCCUGGCAGGGCCUUUGCAGGCGCCCCUGUCCCGGGGAGGGUUCCUGGGGGGCGCCACCACACCUGUUAAGUCUCCUGGGAACACGACCGCCCUUAGGAUGUCCGCUAGGGGCGCCACUGCUCCUGGGAGGCCCCCUGGGGACACUGCAACCCCUUGGGAGAUUCUUGCAGGGGGCCACGGCCCCUGGAGGCGCCGUUGCCCCGUUGGGUGCCACUGCCUCUCGAAGGGCCCCUGA